AUCCAGCCGUGUAUGUAGCGAACAAGUGGUUUGAAUUUAGGCGACAGAGGAAAUUGCUCUUUCACUGAUAAACCCACACUGCAGCAGGGACGUAUGCUGUUUCAUAAGGAUUCCCUCGGUUUCCAGAUAUAACCAUGGUUUUGUGGCUUAAACUGUUGGCAUUUGGCCUUGUCCUGCUGGACCUUGAUGUCUUCGUCACAGGGCAAGACUCAAGCCCGUCUCCUAAUGGAUGGAAUACACUGGAAACACCAAAUGCUUCAGCUCCCACUGGCCCCCAAACUCCACGCUCCAAUGCAUCCUUACCCGCAAACACAACGGAGAGAGAACCCGUUUCUGCAGGCGCCACCUCUACUCUCGACCCAAAUAUUACUUCAACCGAAAUGCCGUUUGACUCCACUAAUUCCACCAGUGCUCUGAGCACUGGAAUUACAGGACAGAAUACGCUGGAAAAACCAAACGCUUCAACUCCUACUGGCCCUCAAACUCCACGCUCCACUACAUCCUUACCCACAAACACAACGGAAAGAGAACCCGUUUCUGCAGGCACCGCCUCUACUCUCGACCCAAAUAUUACUUCAACCAAAAUGCCAUUUGGCUCCACUAAUUCCACCAGUGCUCCGAGCAUUGGGAUUACAGGUUCUUCACUCUCAGUCAGCCCUCACUUUUCCACGCAUGCAGAUGCUCCCAAUGGAUCUGUCACACAGGCACACAGCAGCAGCCCUGCUGUCCUUUCCACACUCACUACUGCCAGCCACAGGCCGACUUCACCAGACACGAGUGCACUCACCACCUCUCCCGCAAGCUCAAUCUCCAUGCAGAACCAAGACUCGAGUCCGUCACCCACAAGCACUGGGUCUCUUACCCAACUCACUCCCACCAUCAACAUCACAGUUAACGCUUCAGACGUUAUACUUACUACCAUCUCACCAACCUCACUGGACACUUCAGCAAGCAUUGCACCUGCAAGCAUUACACCUGCCAUGAUCUCAACUCCUGACCGUUCCACAGCUUUAGUUACAGAACCUCCCAAGAAGGAAUGUGGCAAAAUUGCAGUUGGAAAAUACAUGUACAACAGCAACAGUCAAUCAUUUCAAGUACACGUGGAUAUUCAUGAAGAUAGUAGUGAAAAUAUCACCUUACAUUGUCAUCAGUGCAACUUUACAGGAAAAAAAGGAGAGAAGGAAAUUUAUGGUAUAAUGCCAUGUAAAGGAUACACAAUUGUGAUAAAGAAUGCCUCAUGUGAAUCUGAAGUUUCCAAAGUUGCUCCUCCUACUUCUGAGCAGUUAAAUUUGAGCACAUCUGUGGACAACUCUACUGCAAACACAUCUAUUACCAUCACCUGGAAUCUCAAGCCUAUUAAUUGCAGUGUAGACCAGCUUCAUCUAAUCUGUGGUCUGGAAAACUGUACUUGGAACACAGCUGUGAACAAUUGUAAUACAGAAAGAUAUAAUCUCAGUUUGAAUUUCCCAUGUGGUGAUAUUGAUUAUCAUGAACAUCAACCUACUAGUGGAGAAAAAUGUGGUCUAUUAAUACAACGUUUAACCCCAAAUACAAAAUAUAAAUGCAAAGCAACGUAUGAUGGAUCAGAGUUGGCCCAAAUAACUUUCCAAACAGACUUUGGCCCCCCAGGAAAGCCACGGUCUCUUCAUGUUUUGAAACAAAACGUCAGUGCUUUGCUGACAUGGGAAGAACCAGAAAAUCCUGAUUUUGCUCCUUUUGACAAAUAUAUCAUUCAUUUGAAGGGAGGGGAAAAAGACGUUUCUCCUUCAAUACAAGUAAAAGAAACAAAUUACACGGCAGAAAACUUAUUGCCCUACACAGAGUAUACUGUAAAAGUACAAGCCACAGUUGCAGGAAGACAAUGCCGUGUUGGACCUGAAGAACAACUUAAAUUUAGAACACUUGCAGGAUGGCCCGGCCCAGUGGAAAAUCCUUCUAUAAAACUCGUGUCUGAUAAUCAUAUUCAAGUUAUCUGUGAGAAAACCAAAAAUUUAAGAGGUCCCAGAGAAGACUUCAUAUUGAUAUAUGAGAAGGAGGAUAAAAUGGUUCAGUUAAAUCAGUCAAGAUGCACUUUCGAUAUAAAAGAUCUUCAAUAUUCAACCGAGUACAAAUUUACGAUUGCAGUUUUCAAUGGAGCAUAUAGGGGGGAAGAAAUCUCCAUAACAAAAGCGACACGAUACAAUUCUCAAGCACUGAUCAUAUUCCUGGCAUUCUUGAUUAUUGUGACGUCUCUAGCUUUGCUUAUGGUCUUGUAUAAAAUAUAUGACCUGCACAAAAAAAGGCUAAGCAGUUCAGAUGAGUGCAUAGUGCUGGUGGAAAGGGAUGAUGAUAAACAGCUGAUGAGUGUGGAGCCAAUUCAUUCAGACGUGUUGCUGGAAACAUAUAAGAGAAAGAUUGCGGAUGAAGCAAGACUAUUUCUGGCAGAAUUUCAGAGUAUUCCGAGAGUGUUCAGUAAAUUUUCUAUCAAGGAUGCACGCAAAUCUUUCAAUCAAAACAAAAAUCGUUACGUUGAUAUUCUUCCUUAUGAUUAUAAUCGUGUUGAACUCUCAGAGGUAAAUGGAGAUGUAGGAUCAGACUACAUAAAUGCAAGCUAUGUUGAUGGCUUCAAAGAACCGAGGAAAUACAUUGCUGCACAAGGCCCCAAAGAUGAAACUGUUGAUGAUUUCUGGAGGAUGAUCUGGGAGAGGAAAGUAACUAUCAUUGUCAUGGUGACUCGCUGUGAAGAAGGAAACCGGAACAAGUGUGCAGAGUACUGGCCCACCGUGGAGGAGAAUUCCAACACUUAUGGAGAAAUAGUAGUGAAGAUCAGUGACUAUAAGAGGUGUCCUGAUUACGUCAUUCAGAAAUUCAACAUUACAAAUAAAAGGGAAAAGACAGCAGGCCGAGAUGUGACCCACAUCCAGUUCACUAGCUGGCCAGACCAUGGUGUUCCUGAAGAACCUCACCUUCUCCUCAAGCUGCGGAGACGAGUCAAUGCUUUCAGCAACUUUUUCAGUGGUCCCAUCGUUGUCCAUUGCAGUGCCGGGGUCGGCCGCACCGGAACCUACAUUGGAAUUGAUGCCAUGUUGGAGGGACUCGAGGCCGAAAACCAAGUGGACGUUUAUGGUUACGUGGUCAAGCUCCGGCGUCAGAGAUGCUUGAUGGUCCAAGUGGAGGCCCAGUAUAUUCUGAUUCACCAAGCUCUAGUGGAGUACAAUCAGUAUGGGGAAACAGAAGUGAAUAUUUCAGAACUGCAUACUCAGCUAAAUUACAUGAAGACGAGAGAUCCACCGAACGAACCAACCCCGCUGGAGGCUGAGUUCCAGAGACUUCCAACAUAUAGAGGUUGGCGCUCACAAAACUUUGGAAAUCAUGAAGAAAAUAAAAGUAAAAAUAGGAAUUCCAAAAUGAUUCCAUAUGACUACAACAGAGUUUCUCUUAAACAUGAAUUGGAGACAAGCAAGGAGAGUGAACAUGAAUCAGAUGAGUCAUCUGAUGAUGACAGUGAGUCUGAGGAGUCAAGCAAAUACAUCAAUGCUUCUUUCAUAACUAGCUACUGGAAACCAGAUGUGAUGAUUGCCGCUCAGGGGCCACUUAAGGAAACGGUUGGCGAUUUCUGGCAAAUGAUCUUUCAGAGGAAAGUCAAAGUUAUUGUUAUGCUGACAGAUCUACAAGAUGGAGAACAGGAACUCUGUGCCCAGUACUGGGGAGAAGAAACACAAACAUAUCAAGAUGUGGAAGUUAAAAUGAUAGAUGUAAACCAGUGUAUGUCAUACACCAUCCGGGCAUUUGAACUGAGACAUGCAAAGAGGAAAGAUGCCCGAACAGUUUACCAGUACCAGGUUAACAACUGGAAAGGGGAAGAUCUUCCUGAAGACCCCAAGGGAUUAAUUGCUAUGUUUCAAAACCUCAGAAAUAAGCUUCCGAAGAAACCUGUCUCUGAAGGAAACAAAUGUCAUAAGGGUGUUCCACUUCUGAUCCACUGCAGGGAUGGAUCCCAACAAACCGGGACAUUCUGUGCUUUGUUGAACCUUUUGGAAAGUGCAGAGACGGAAGAAGCAAUAGAUGUUUUUCAGGUCGUGAAAUCCCUGCGUAGAGCAAGGCCAGGAAUGGUUACUUCCUUUGAGCAUUAUCAGUUCCUCUAUGAUAUCAUAGCCAGCAUCUACCCAGCCCAGAAUGGGCAAGUGAAAAACAGCAGCACCCAAGAAGAUAAAAUUGAAUUUGACAAUGAAGAGGACAAGCCUAAGGAGGAUGCUAAUUCCUCUAGCACACCUGCCGCCUCAGCUGCUCAAUCAGAAGAAGCCGAGGAGGCAGAAGAUUCCAAAUCUACAGGUGGCUCUAAAGAGACUGAAAGCUCUUCAAAUGGCCCCAUGACCCCCACUUUAACGGAGAAUGCGUAGAAGGGUCUGGGACAGGUAGGGGUGGGGUUGGGUGGUGAGGGUGGAUGUGGGCUAGGUAGCUGAAAUUGCAUACUCAUUUGUUUUUAUCUGUUGUGCUGCAAAAUGUGAGCUUUGUUACCAUACUCCAACUAGGAACAUAAUACUUGAAGUAUGUGGAUUACUGCAAUGCACUGAAUUGCUGGAACUUGCAUUGAGGGAAAUCUCUUAAGCAUAUUGACAUACUUUGCUGUAAGAAUUUCUUGGUACAGUCAUGCUUAUGAAAUAGGGAUAGCUAAAUGUUAUAAAAAAAUUCUUUGAAAUAAGGUAUCAGCGGGUGUUAAGCUAUUUUUAAGAAAAAUAUGGUACCUUGAAACUAGAUGUUGCCCAAAGGAAAAAAAAAUAUGACAAUUUGAAGGGGGCAGGCUACGGACAUUGUAAACUCUUAGAAAUAAUGUGUAAGGUGUAGGAAUUAGUGAAAAUGUUCAGAUUGUCCUCAAGAUGUCCCUAUUGUUUCACAAACUAUCUUAUCUAAAUAUUUGACUGUCCGAGUACCUUAGAAGAACAGAGCAUUUUGCUAUUUAGACUUCAGGAAAAUUAGAUAUAUUAACAUUGACAGUCUUUCCCAUCAUAUGUUAGCAUUUAGCCCAAUCUUUUUCAUGCUGAUGUAACCUAAUUUAAUGUUCUUCUAGAUGAGUAUGGUGGUGUUGCCUUUUUUUACAGUAUAUGUUUGACAUAGGCUUUUAUUCACUGUACAGACUGUGGGUUCUAUAAAUUCAUAGUUUUUCUUAAGAUUAUUGGUGUGCUACUUAAAUUUAAAGUGAACCAACAGCAAUAUGUACUAUCAUAGACUGGAACAUUUGUAUUUGAAAGUAAAAUACUGAUAGUUUCCCCAGGAAAUAUUAUUUACCCCUGUUUGCACAGCUAUCAGAGGCAAAGUCCAAGUCGAUGUGGCUAACAUUGGCGCCUUGUUGAAAUCUUGUUCACUGUCUUAUCUGCUUGGAAUUCUUCAUAGGCUAAAAUCCCCUUUCCUUAAAGUAUAGUCAUCAAUAAAUCCUAACAUAUUGAAUCUUUAUUUUUGAAAUGUGGAAUAAGACAGUUGCAUUUACGUAUGUUUGAGAAAAUGUUCAAAAUGUUAUUAAACCAUUUCUUCUG
Messenger RNA from Tachyglossus aculeatus (Australian echidna), 5510 nucleotides. It is a transcript of the gene PTPRC, whose product is annotated as protein tyrosine phosphatase receptor type C. Bases 135 to 4379 code for a protein of 1414 amino acids. Gene Ontology annotation, molecular function: protein tyrosine phosphatase activity; protein binding. The record is from RefSeq and is a predicted model, not a curated record. The transcript is spliced from 35 exons. Lineage: Eukaryota; Metazoa; Chordata; Mammalia; Monotremata; Tachyglossidae. Gene Ontology annotation, biological process: negative regulation of protein kinase activity; positive regulation of peptidyl-tyrosine phosphorylation; protein dephosphorylation.